Spodoptera frugiperda (fall armyworm) is the source of this 7883-nucleotide messenger RNA. RefSeq names its product chloride channel protein 2 (gene ClC-a). The coding region runs from base 526 to 3387 and encodes 953 amino acids. Gene Ontology annotation, biological process: chloride transport; transmembrane transport. The transcript has 23 exons. NCBI's taxonomy places the organism in Eukaryota, Metazoa, Arthropoda, Insecta, Lepidoptera, Noctuidae. Gene Ontology annotation, molecular function: voltage-gated chloride channel activity. The record is from RefSeq and is a predicted model, not a curated record. Gene Ontology annotation, cellular component: membrane.
UCACAGAUUAGUUGCGUUCGGAAUAUCAUGACGUUUGGAUGUCUUACGCGGUCCGUUCGUGUAUAAAAGAAUUUAAAUAAACAACAUUUUAAUUACUUAAACUAACUGCCAAAUAUAAAUUGAGUUUGAUAGUGCAAUUAGAUACGGCUUCAAAUAGAUAACGAAACAGUUCAAGUUCAUGGUCGCCGUACCAAUCUUUUGAAUGUGCACUGUCACUUGUCAACUUUUUGUCAACUUGUCAGUCGGUCAGUCGAUGACGUUCGGUUUGAACGUGUGCUAAAAAAUCUACCGGUCCGCGAGCGAUUCGUUUGUAAUUGCGUUAAAUAAAUUACUUAUUAUCUUAUUACACUUGUACGUCGUUUGUACGAGUAGCGAGGAGAUGGCCGCUCACCGCCGGACACUGUGAUUCUUUGCCGCUGUUGUAUAUUUAGAAAAAAAAAGUUGCGAAACUCGGCGAGCCGCUGUAUUCGCAUUGUUUUGAUAUUUCAGUUUUCUGUGUUAAAAGUUUAGAACAUUCUGGUGAAAAUGAAGAACCCUCACGGCAAGGAGGAGACUUCGGACGAGGAGUCUGGGCUUGGCUACCAGAAUACGUUGAUGUAUGGUCGCUAUCAACGCGACCUAAGCGAAGCAGCAAGAGAAGAAGCAAGAAGACUGAGAAGACUACGGAAGAAGAGAAGAAAAGACGACAAACUCCGGCAGAAGGAGUUGGAAGCAAGCGGCAAACACAGACCUCGGGGGAAGUUCUUUAAAGUAUUAGGCUAUGUGUGGAGGCACACGUUCGCUCGGCUGGGCGAGGACUGGGUCUUCCUGGCGCUGCUGGGCAUCAUCAUGGCGGUCGUCAACUUCGCCAUGGACAGGGGCAUCGCUGUCUGUCAGAAUGCCCGCAUGUGGAUGUACAAGGACCUGGCGACGUCUACGUUCAGCCAGUACGUGGCCUGGGUGUCGCUGCCGGUCUGCCUCAUACUGUUCGCCGCUGGAUUCGUGCACAUAGUCGCUGCACAGAGUAUAGGUUCAGGUAUACCUGAAAUGAAGACCAUCCUCCGAGGAGUGCACCUGAAGGAGUACCUCACGUACAGGGCCAUGAUAUCCAAGAUUGUUGGGCUCACUGCCACUCUGGGGUCCGGUCUACCGCUGGGUAAAGAGGGCCCAUCAGUGCACAUAGCAUCGAUGGUGGCGACGCUCCUCUCGAAGCUGGUGACGACCUUCCAAGGGAUCUACUCCAACGAGUCGAGGACCAGUGAGAUGCUGGCUGCGGCCUGCGCUGUGGGAGUCGCCUCGUGCUUCGCUGCUCCCGUCGGAGGUGUCCUAUUCUCAAUAGAAGUAACGACAACAUACUUCGCCGUGCGAAACUACUGGCGUGGCUUCUUCGCGGCUUGCUGCAGUGCUAUUAUGUUCCGACUACUAUCAGUAUGGUCUGGCGCGAUGCCGACAGUGAAGCCUCUGUUCCCCACGAACCUGCCCCAAGACUUCCCCUUCGAUCCUCAGGAGUUUGCUGUCUUCGUGCUGCUGGGUAUCGUAAGCGGUCUACUAGCGGCGCUGUGGGUGUUCCUCCACCGACAGUACGUGCUUUUCAUCAGGAACACCAAGUCACUCAGCAACUUCUUGCAGAAGAAUCGUUUCAUCUACCCCGGCUUCAUAACUCUAGCAGUAAUGUCCAUUCUGUUCCCGCCGGGCAUCGGAAAAUACAUGGCGGCUGAUUUAGGGAACCAAGAACAGGUGCUGUCCCUGUUCUCGAACUUCACAUGGACGGACUCGCUGACGGCGGAGCAGGCCGCCGUGGUGUCGCACUGGCAGACCCUCGACGUCGACCACUUCGGCUGCCUCAUCAUAUACUUCUUUUCCAUUUUCUUCCUAAGCUUGGUAUCGUGUACGCUGCCGGUGCCGGCCGGUAUCUUCGUGCCGGCCUUCAAGAUGGGAGCCUCGCUGGGUCGGUUCACCGGGGAGGUCAUGCACUACUUCUGUCCCCUCGGGGUCGCCUACGGGGGGCAUAUACAGAAGAUAUUGCCGGGAGGCUACGCGGUAGUAGGCGCGGCCGCGUUCACCGGCGCCGUCACUCACACCGUCUCCACUAUUGUCAUCGUCAGCGAGAUGACUGGACAGGUGACCCACCUGCUGCCAAUAAUGGCGGCGGUGCUGGCCGCCAACGCGACGGCCUCGCUGCUGCAACCGUCCUGCUUCGACAGUAUCAUACUCAUCAAGAAACUGCCCUACCUGCCCGACCUGCUGUCCUCUGCUAGCCGUAUGUACGACAUCUGCGUGGAAGACUUCAUGGUGCGCGAUGUCAAGUACAUCUGGAACAGGAUGAGCUUCCAGCAGCUCAAAGACCUGCUCAAGGAGAAUAAGACAAUAAAAAGCUUCCCCCUAGUGGACAGUCCAUCGUCCAUGGUUCUCCUGGGCUCCAUCCACCGCUGGGAGCUGGUGAAGGUGAUUGAGAAGCAGGUCGGCCGGGACAGGAGGCUGCAGAUCGCCGCGCUGUGGCAUCGGGAGGCCGAGCUUAGGAGGAGGGACGAGGAGGCUCGGAAGAAAGUUAGGAGGCCUUCUAGGUUUGAGGUGACUCCAGCUCCAGAUAUGCUGCAAGUACCAGGCACCGGUAUGACGAGAGGAUCCUCACUCACCACCAAAGACCAGGGAGGACUUAUACCUCCCCCCGGGCAGCUGUUCCGUCCGAAGUCGAUCCUGAAGAAGACGAACUCGUUCACCCUGUCGCGGGGGCUGGGCCCCGCCCACAGCGCCCCCCACACCCCCAGCACGCCGCAGCCCUCCGUCUACACCACUGUUACGGGCGCUGAGACCAGGAUCCGAGCAGCGUUCGAGGCGAUAUUCAAGCGUUCCACCCUCCUGCAAGACGUGGAGGGAGGGCUGCCGGACCAACUCAGUCCCACAUCGCUACCUAGGAGCCCGUCCAUCAAUAAGAAAGUGCAGCUGCCACGAGAGCGAGUAUGCGACAUGUCCCCCGAGGACCAGAAGGCGUGGGAGCAGAUGGAGAUGGCGAAGGAGAUAGACUUCGACAGAAUGCUGCAGAUCGCCAGGAAGCGAGACAUGCACCCUGACGACCCGGAGUACGAGGACGAGAACCUGUACAUCUGCCACAUCGACCCCGCGCCCUUCCAGCUGGUGGAGAGGACCUCGCUGCUCAAGGUCCACUCGCUGUUCUCCACCCUGGGCGUCAGCAGAGCAUACGUGACUGCCAUCGGACGACUGAUCGGUGUCGUGUCGUUGAAAGAGCUCCGUAAAGCGAUAGAAGACGUGAACUCGGGCGCGCUGACGCUGGCCAACCGGCCCGAGCCGCCGGUCGCAGUCCCCACCACCAUCAAGGUGGUGUCCACCAUGCCUGCGCCGCCCUCCGACAGCGAGACUGCCAAGCUCACCGCGCCUGGAGACCAUUGAACCACUCCAGGUCCAACCAGGUGAUCAUUUCCCAAAAUGAGGUUUUUCUUGACACUUGUAGUCAAAAAGAGGUUUUUGUUGACACAAUAAGUCAUGAACAGGUAACUGUCUAAGCUUUUGUUGAUAUGUAGACCUGUUUUGUGAUGUGACAGUUAAUUGUUUUUUAGUCGAUAAAACUAUAUUUGAUGUUUUUUUUUGGUCUGAUCAAGUACCUAUCACACUUAGGUGAGAGUCAGAAUUUUAUUUAUUUUUUCUUGAUUGCAGUAUAAAAGCUAUAUUUAUUAUUACUGCGGUCUUAUCCUAUGGCAGCUACUGAUAUCAGAUACAUGCAAAGAACCUUUUUUAUUAUUUAUAACUUUAACUGUCGCAUCAAACAAUCCUGUUUCACCUUUCAACGUUGUAAAAAAACCUCUAUCUAUAUUUAACUUUGACUAAGUCAGUCUUAGUUUAAAACUAAGGAAUUAAAAAGACAUUAUAUAAACAGUUACAACUAAACUGUAUGCUAUAAUAAUAAUUCGAAUCCGUGACUUAGGCUUGGGAAGUAUUCCUAAACAUAAGAACUUGAAAUGGGAAAAUUCCCAUUCAGAGGUUCUUCAAGAACCCUUUUCGGUAAGUAUUGUAGGUUUUAGUAGAAUUUUUUCGCGAAUACUCAGCAUAUUUUGAGUAGAGAGUAUUUUGUAGUCACAAUUUUAAUGUGUAGACUAUGUGGCAUGCUUUUGCAAAUUCGGUCGUUAUUUUUUUAAAUAAGUUAUUGAGGCUCGAAGCCAUAGGACGAUAAAAUAAGUUCUUUCUUAGGUUAGUGUGGUAAGUUCCUUAAAAAAGUGAUUUUUGAAAAAUUCUGUGGCUUAGAAACAUCUGUGAUGGACUGAAAGUCAAAAUUCUAUGUGAUCAAAAACUCCCCUUGUCCAAAGAUUAGCAAAUUGGAAUGGGAAUUUUCCCAAUUUCAGGUUCUUUUCCUAUUGAUAGGAAUUUUCCCAUUAGAUUAAAAAGUUAUUGAGAAUUACUCUCACUGUGCAUAAUUUAAGACUUGUCACGCAAAGACAUAUCGAAGCGAUUAUUUUUACAUUAUUAUGUAAAAUUUACUGUAAACGUCACAAUUACGUAAAUAUAUACUUUAUUACGUUGUAAGUAGGUGUAUUUUUGAUAGAUAUUUUUAAUAUUAGAUGGUGCUUCCUGCAAGAGAUUAGUAGCAAAUAUGAUGAGCGAAUUGAUAUUCUAUUUGGUCUUAGCUAAGGAGGAGUUUUGAGCAAUUUUUGAUGUAGAAAGCAAUAUUUAUUAUAGUCGUAAUUUAUUUGAAAUCAUGUGGAAAAUGUGACCAAUCAACAGCAAGUCCACCUAACCUGAUCUGUCAAACCAUUAUCAACUCUAUCGUGUUGUUAAUAAGGUUAAAAAUUCAUUGACAGAUUGGUUAGCUUGACAUGCGUCUGUGUUCUGUUCGUUGAUUGGUCAAAAUUGCUUAUAUACUCCUUUUAAGGUAUUGGACCUUUUAUAUAAACAAAGCAAUAAUACUGUAAGUACAUUGCUUGAACUUAGUGCCUUAGAUUUUCGAUAUUUUUUAGUUAUGUACAGGCUGUUGUUGUAUUUUUAAAUUUUAUUUAACUAUACACCCCCCACUGUGAUCAAACAAAAAUAAAUAUACACAAAACCGUCUUUUUGACGUCCAAAAAACAUAUUAAAAUCGUUACUUGUUAGCAAUAGAUGUUAAAACUUGUUUAGUAUUGCCAGUGUGAAUAUUUACAGUGUAUUUUUUUACUGGCAACCCCGUCAAAGGCCCUACAACGCCUGUACAUUAGACCAAAUUUUUACCCCAAGGCUUGUGAUCGUCCAUUCAUUCCAAAAGUGUUGUUUCCUAGUUGUUAAGUUAUAAUUAUUAUUUAAUAUAGUUACAUUAAUAUAUCUGCCAGGAGUCUUAUACAUUUGUGUCCAGAAAUACAUGUGUUUUUGUAAAUACUGGGUUUCGUAUUCAGUGUAGUAAAAAUAUCAUACUGUAUCAUCCGUUAAUUCGUAUUAAAAUCUUUAUACGUACAUAAUUUAAUUUGAGUUAUUGAGAUUUUCAAAUUAAAUUUGUCAAUAGUAAAACUUAUUACGUCUUUUAUUAUUAUUAUAUUUGCUGUUUUACAAUAGUUCAUUUCUGUAUACCCCUUCGGGUAAUAGCAAGCGAUAUGUUAAGUAUGUUUCAUAUAAGAGGCUAUGUUUAAACCAGGAUAUUUAUUUAGAUAUUUUUCUAAUCAUGAUAUUGAAACCCAGUAAAUAAUAUUUUGUGCCAUUGAGUGUAGUAUAAACGUGCCAUAAUAUCAUUGGCUCAAGUAUACAUAUAUAGAGGGACAUUCACUAUGAGUAUUCGAAUAUAGACAAAAAUAUGUAGCAAUACUAAAAAAAACUUUAUACAACUUCAAAAAAAAAAGAAAGCAAAAUCCAAGAAAAUUUUGCUUUACUUUUAGUAGCGGUUCUUUUAAAAAAAGUAUGUGUUUUCUUCCUUAUUGUUUUACAAAUACAAGAACAUUCUUUCUACUACGAUAUUUUCUUUUGAAAAUCACAUCAUCACACAUCAACAGCCUAUAAGGGCCCACUGUUGACCAAAGGUUUUUCUCACACGGAGAAAGUAUUUCAAUUCGUCGAGCUUUGAAAAUCCUAUCAUGCAUAUUCAUUAACACUUUUAGUAAUUUUGAAUAAAAUUUGUCACCACAUAAUACACAAUUUUCCGACUAUUUUUGUUCCUCAUAGUGAAUAAACCUCUAAAAAAGUAAUAUGUCUCUAAAACAAUGGUUGUAACCCAACAUAUCUUUGUAAGUCCGUCCCAAGGAUAAAAUAAUAAUAAUUUUCAUGUUAUACAAAAUUGUGUUUUUGUUAUAUAACUGCUGUUGUGUUUGCUUUUCUCGUAUAACUGACUAUAAUUUUUAUAUAACUUUUGAAACUGUCUUUAUUAUGUGUGUAUUGUAAUUUAUAUAAAUGUUUUCUUACUUACUUUGACUGUACUUUUGGCUAGACUCAUUUAAAAUGGACUCGAAAAGCUUCAAAUAUUAUUUUCAUUGUUAAUCGUUUUGAUUAAUUUAAAUAAACAAAGUAGCUAAAGUGAAUAACUGCAAGUGUAGUUGCUCAACCUACAUACAUACAUCCUAUGCUUUAAAAAGUAUAAUAGAAAAUUCUAGAAUAACCUAUCACAUUACGUAUCAAAUAGAGUAUAAAUGGCUACUGCUGCAGCAAAGAACUCUUCCCAGACGGCGAAAGUUAGAGCAUUAUUCACCACGCUUGCUUAAUCCAGGUUGGGCAUAUACAUAUGCACUAUAAGGCCAUAAUUUUUCACGAUGUUUUCCUUCACCGUCUGUGCUCUCCUCUGGAUUUAAAAAAAUUAAAUAUUGAGUUGAUUUUAAAACUGAGUCUAGCCAAAAAGACAUUUAAUUUAAUCAGUAAUAAUAACAAAUACUAUGACAUAACUAUCUUCACUGUCCUAGCUUAUUCUAAUACUGACAUGUGCAAACAAUAGAUCAAUGUACUCUUAAUUGUUUUUAUAGAUUUUUAACUUUAUUACCAAGUGAUAGAGUCGAGAAUCUAUUGAAACAUUUUAACAUUUUGGGGUAUCUUGAUGUGCUGUUGUGUGUUAUAAUUUUAUAAAAAGCAAAUUAUGAUCAGCAGUCCUAUUAAUACUGUAAUAGACUCCAAAAUCUUUCGGACAUGCUUGUAUCCUCAAAUUCUGUGAUUUUUAAUAAUAUUAUUUAAUAAAUAAUAAUAUAAUAAUAUACAAGAAAACGAGAGUGUUGUCUGGUCUCCCUCUUUAAUUAAUUCGUGUUUUAUUGUGAUUCGGUUGUUAUGAAGUAAUUUGGUUGUUUUAUACAAUAAAAGUUGUCUAUUUAUAUUUAUUUCUAUGCUAUUGCAUGGAAAACUUAUUCUCUUUCUUUAAUCAAUUACAUGAAUCUAAAUAAUGAAUUUAAACAUUUAUGUGUACGAUGGUGUAAACGGAAUGUUCCUGAAACACGCUACAUUAUUUUUUGUUUUUAUAGUUUUAAUCGUUUAUGUUUUCGUAUUAUUCAUGCAACAUCAGCCUUAAACAGUUGCUUACAUAAAAUAAACAUUGAAUACCUUAUUUAUUUGAAAAUAACGUUUUUAACCAUCACCUGUUUGCGUUUAGGAACGUUCCCUUAUAUAAAGUUUAUUUUUAUUUUUUUUAUUUUUUUAGUUAAGUUUAUGUAUUAAAUAGUCUCACUUCCUAUUGCAAAUAUGUAACUAAUAACAUAACUAGUGAAAAUUAAUUGUUACAUUUGUUAUACAACUUUCAAAAUCAAACUAUCUGUUGUAUAAAAACAACCAAAAUACUUACAUAAACCGAGUAAAUGUUAUAUAAAAAAGUAUUUUAAUAUAAAUGGAUGGUUUGCACGUACGUUUAGUUGUAAGUAAUGUAGACCCGCCUACUGGCUGUAUACUGUAUAGUGAUGCAUUUCCUUUGUGAUCUGUGGCUAAUGAAAUAUUCUACAAUAUUAAACGUGUUCUGUGUCGUUAUA